Zingiber officinale is the source of this 2395-nucleotide messenger RNA. Its product is annotated as U-box domain-containing protein 15-like. Gene Ontology annotation, molecular function: protein binding; ubiquitin-protein transferase activity. Gene Ontology annotation, cellular component: cytoplasm; nucleus. The record is from RefSeq and is a predicted model, not a curated record. The coding region runs from base 162 to 2114 and encodes 650 amino acids. The transcript is spliced from 4 exons. Lineage: Eukaryota; Viridiplantae; Streptophyta; Magnoliopsida; Zingiberales; Zingiberaceae. Gene Ontology annotation, biological process: cell surface receptor signaling pathway; protein ubiquitination.
AAAACACAAGAUUUGUGGCCAUUCCUCGUUUGCUUCAUCGUCUCCCCCGCGAAGUUCUCUGAAGCCAUGCGUCCGAUUAAGCUUCUUCUCCCCCUUCGUCCUCCCUCCCCCGUCCUUGAUUCAUUGCGCCUCCGCCUGAUCCCUACCCUGAUCUUUUGGCCAUGGAGAAGACCCCCGUCCCAGGGGUUGAUCAAGGAGGAAGAGUCCUCGACGAGGAGGCUGCAGGUCCACGAGAGCACGAUGUGGACGACCUGAUCCAGGAGCUACUGGAGAUGAUCCAAUCCGCCUCCUCCUUCGGGGACUAUCGCCGGUUGCAGCGGAAGGAGUGCUUCAACCUCGUGCGCCGGAUGAAGCUGGUCGUCCCAUUCUUAGAGGAGAUUAAGGAGCUCCAAGAUCCGAUCCCCGACGCGGCAUACGAUCGGCUCUGUUGCCUCCACAAGGCCUUUACUUCCGCUCGGAAGCUGCUUCGGUGCUGCCAUGACGGCAGCAAGAUCUAUCUGGCGUUGGAGAGCGAGGCUAUGAUGGGACGAUUUCACAUGGUUUACGAAAAAAUCAAGCAAUCGCUGGAUGACAUGCCGUACGAGCAGCUUGGCAUUACAGAUGAAGUGAAGGAACAAGUUGAGCUAAUGAGCGUGCAAUUGAAGAGGGCCAAGAGGAAAACAGACACACAAGACAUGGAAUUAGCGAUGGAUCUAAUGGUGUUACUCCCCCAGGAGCAAAAUCGAAAUGCCGAUGGUGCCAUACUUGAAAGACUCGCCAAGAAUCUAGAGCUGCAGACCCUCCCAGAUUUGAGGGCAGAAACGAUGGCCAUCAAGAAGCUCAUCAAAGAAAGAGGCGGGCAGAGCGGUGAAAACACCCAACAGAUCAUCAAUCUGCUCAACAAAUUUAAGCAAAUUUCUGGAAUCGAAGACAGCAAUGGCUUGGAUGAUGUCACCUUGCCCAAGUACCUGGAGAAGUGCCCUUCCUUGAUGAUUCCCAGUGAUUUCCUCUGUCCCAUUACUUUGGAGAUCAUGAUGGAUCCGGUGAUAGUCGCAACAGGACAGACGUACGAACGACGAAGCAUACAGAAAUGGCUGGACGCAGGCCAUCGAGCAUGCCCCAAGACCAGGCAAAAUUUGGCUCAUCUUUCACUAACUUCCAACUACGCUCUUCGGAACGUGAUUAUCAAUUGGUGCGAGAAGAACAAGAUCGAGCUGUUGAAGCGCGAACAGAUCGAGGACUCCGAUUGCUUGGAGGGCAAGGAUGAUGUCCCUUCCCUGGUCGAGCAAUUGUCAAGCAUUCAUCUCGAUGUGCAACGCAAGGCGGUGAAGCGGAUCCGUUCGUUGGCCAAAGAGAACCCCGACAACAGAGUUGCGAUCGCCAAACAUGGCGGAAUACCUGCCCUCGUCAGCCUCCUAAAUUACCCCGACUCAAAGUUGAAAGAACACGCGGUCACGGCCCUGCUAAACUUGUCCAUCGACGAGUUGAACAAGAGACUAAUAGCCAAAGAAGACGCGAUCCCACUGAUAGUAGAGGUUCUCAAGAUUGGCACGGUGGGGGGGAAGGAGAACUCGGCCGCGGCCUUGUUCAGUUUGUCAAUGCUCGACGAGAACAAGGAGUUGAUAGGAAGCAUGAACGGCAUCCCUCCGUUGGUGGACCUGCUACAGAAUGGCACCAUUAGAGGGAAGAAAGAUGCUGCCACCGCACUCUUUAACUUGCUUCUGAACUGCAAAAACAAAGUCAGAGCCAUUGAAGCGGGAAUAAUGACUCCGUUACGUACGCUGCUGGACGACAAGAACCUCAGCAUGGAGGACGAAGCGCUCUCGAUUUUUCUUCUUCUCGCAUCGCGUCCUGAAGGGCGCGGCGUGAUAGAGAAGCGUUCGUUCAUUCAGAAACUUGUGCAGUUGAUCAAGGAGGGCAACUCGAAGACCAAGGAAUGUGCAGUCGCGGUGCUGCUCGAGUUGGGUUCACACGAUUCUUCCUUCACGUCGACGUUGAUGCAAUUUGGUGCGUACGAGCAUAUCUGUGAGAUAGAGAGAAGUGGAACUAACAGAGCGCAGAGAAAGGCCAAGUCCCUGUUGCAGCUCAUGCGUCAGUGCCAAUUGCCAAGAAGUUUAGCCAGGCCCAAGGGUUAAUUGAUUAAUUUUACAGUGCGGUCAUCCCCAUCCCAAAAGCUAUUCAAGGUUUUGGGAUGCUACAUUGGUUAGCAGUGACUCGGUGUCCAGUGACUUUGUAUCCAUUGGUUUUCGAACUCGCGCACGAUGUCCGUCUAGUUAGAUGUCUACCUUCUGGUUUCGAAAAAAGAGACCACUAACAACAAUUGUCUUGUGUGUUGAGGCUGUUGAAGUAUUCUCUACUUUGAUCAGUAAUCUGUAUUAUCGCUCUAUUUUUGAGAUCACCAUUAGUGAUUUUGGCA